Molecule: messenger RNA, 2423 nt
Organism: Patiria miniata (bat star)
Lineage: Eukaryota; Metazoa; Echinodermata; Asteroidea; Valvatida; Asterinidae
Product: tigger transposable element-derived protein 4-like
Exons: 6
Coding region: 163-2151 (662 amino acids)
Cellular component (GO): nucleus
Molecular function (GO): DNA binding
Source: RefSeq, a predicted model, not a curated record
CGUCCCAUUUUCUUUCAUCAGAAGCAACCAAAGCGAUGCCGUCAGUGUGAGCCGUGCCAGGUUGUCAAAGACUGUGGAAAGUGUAGUUUCUGUCUUGAUAAGACGAAGUUUGGGGGCCAGAACAAACUGAGACAGAGGUGUUUGUUCAGAACGUGCAUCCGAAUGGCCAGUAUUCCUUCUCCUGCUAUUGAUGUCGGCUUAGUGGAUCACAAUGACUACACUGCAAGACCUGAACCGGACCCUACAACAGAGAAAAAGAAAGAGAAAAAGAAGAAGAAGAUAAAGGACAAGAAGGAGAAACAACCAGAAGACAGAGAGAAACAGAUUCCUUUUCCUGCUGUUGAUGUCAGCUUAGUGGAUCACAAUGACUACACCGCAAGACCUGAACCGGACCCUACAACAAAGAAGACGACAGAGGACAAGGAGGAGAGCAUAGCUGCCAACUAUUAUGAAUUUUUUAACCCGGAGAAGCGCAAGCAAUCCCAGCAGGAGCCCACCAUCGAUGAGCCACAACCCAAGCGAGUCUGCUUCCCAGCGGCUGAGGAAGACUUGCCCCUGGGCAAGACUACAGGUGCCAAGUCAGCGACGGUGGGGAAAACAGCCAGUAAGUUGAAGACCUUGCUACUUGCCGAUAAGGUCAAUCUUAUCGAUGAAGUUGAGAACUGCGGCAUGAAAAACAGGACCGACAUAGCUGCGGAAUGGGGAAUUUCCAUAUCGGAACUGAAUGGAAUAAUGAGGAAAAAGGGAACGGUGAUGGAGCAGUUCCGAAAGCAAUGUCUGAUUCAAGCAAGACAGGUAGAAGAAGCUGUCCUGAUGUGGUGCAAGGCUGCACAAGCCAUGAACAUUCUUGUGACAAGGCAGAUCUUAGAAGAAAAGGCAAAAUCCCUUGCCAAGAAGUUGGGCUUUCCCAACUUCACUUUAAGUGAUGGAUGGUUGGAUCUUUUUAAAGCGCGAAACAAUGUCUCCUUCAAUGUGGUUGCUAGAGCAGGUGCUGCCGGAGUAUCAGAUGAAAGGAAAGCAUUGUCAAGUACCAGCCAACUUAGAGUACAUCAAAUGGUGAAAGAUUGGUUGAUAACUGACCUAAGUCCACUCCUGGUAGUGUACAAACCGUCGAACAUUUUUAAUGCCAAUGAGACCGGCAUUUUUUACCGCCUUCUUCCUGACCGAUUGCUCGCAUUCAAGGGGAAGGCCUGCAAUGGCGGUGAGAGAAGCGAAGAACGCCUGACUGCCAUGGUGUGCGCCAACAUGGACGGAAGCGAAAAACUGCCCCUGCUUGUCAUUGGCAACACAAAGAAGCCACAGUGUUUGGCUAACGUGAAGUCGCUACCAACGCUGUAUGAGGCAAACAAAACAGCAUGGAUGACAUCCGACAUCUUUGAAGCAUGGGCUCGUAAUAUCGACAAACUGUGCCAAAAGAAAAACCGAAAGAUCGCCAUAGUCAUCGACAGCUGUCCUGCGCAUCCCCACAUCACUGGUUUGAAGAGCGUCACUCUAGUCUUCCUUUCCCCCCUUACAGCUGCCAAUCUUCAGCCUAUGGAACAAGGUAUCAUUCGAAACUUGAAAAUGCACUACCGCCGCCAGCUCAUCACAUCAUUCCUUGCAGCAGUAGACAGGAAGGAGACGUACCACCCCACCGUGCUGGAUGCUAUGAUUCUCCUCAAGAAAUCCUGGAAGAUGGUCAGGGCAACUACUAUCUCCCACUGCUUUAAACUUGCUGGCUUUGAGAGAAAGAAGACCGCUACCAUCCUGGACAUCGAAACAGCUGAGCCUGACGUUGACAUCAACGCAGCCACUGAAGACAAGGACCUCUUUGAUCAACUAAGAGAAGCCGGGAUGGAUAUUCCACAGGAAAUAACGCUCAAAUCUUACGCCGCAGUUGACGCAGAUGUUCGAUGCACCACAGGGCUCUCCGAUGAUGCCAUCCUAGGUGCGGUGUCCUCCAGCGUAGCAGAAGUUAACAAUGUUGAAGAUGAUUAUGAAUCCACAACCCCCUACCCGGAUGUCUCCGUUGCGGAGGCCAUGCAACACCUGGACAAGUUGCAACACUUUGCGCUGCAGAAUCAUCACACUGAGGGCAUGUUAGACGCCAUCUGUGACAUCGAACAAGUCAUUGGUCGCGUUCGAAAAGACAACGCAACACAGAAAACUUAAGGAUCACAGACUCUCUUGCAUGCACCUUACAGCUGGGACCCUGACACUUUGCUUUUUCAAGCCCACACGGCCAGGGUUCGACCUUACCUUUUUUCCCCACUAGGCUACUGAAACAGACUUGUUAAGUCAACUGGUCUUUGAUGUAUAUGUAAAACAUGUAUCCUGAGACAAUCUUGUCCCUGUUUUUAAUGAACAUAUCUAAUCAUUUAAAGGGAAUGUACAACAUUUGCUUUUGCUGCAAUUUUCAGAAAUAAAUGGAUUUGGAGGAUUGG